This is a messenger RNA of Xenopus laevis (African clawed frog), 3445 nucleotides long. RefSeq names its product serine/arginine repetitive matrix protein 2-like. The record is from RefSeq and is a predicted model, not a curated record. The transcript is spliced from 2 exons. Bases 198 to 2453 code for a protein of 751 amino acids. NCBI's taxonomy places the organism in Eukaryota, Metazoa, Chordata, Amphibia, Anura, Pipidae.
CCCAAUGACACAGGGCACAGCCUAGGGAAGCAGGGGCAUGACAGAGCUAGAGGUGGAGAAGCCCCUCCUAGUUGUUUGUAGGGGAUUGGGUAGCUAAAGGAGCGGGCAAAAGUGACGUAGGGCAGGAUAAAAGGGGGGGGACUGAGGUUGCCGCCCCCCACUCCAUUUUGUAGCAGCAAAGGAAAACUCUGCUUACCAUGGAGGUGAACCAGGAGCUGGCUGAUCUGGUCAGGAGAUUCCGAGACGCAGCUUCUCAGCAGGAUCCAGGAUGGCUACAGCAGCAGCUGCAGGAUCUUCUGGGGAGAGGUGAACCCGCACGACCAGCCACCCGCCCAACCCGUCGAACAAGACCCCCAGCACGGCUAAGCCCCCAGGGCACUGGAGGAUUGCGGAGUCGAGCCAGGAGGAUCAGUGCAAGCCCAAGCAGGGGAGGACUGACGCUCCGAUCCACGGUACCUGCUGCCAAGAUGAAGCCGACGGCAGCUAACACGCGUCGCAGGGGCCCAGGAAGCAGGCAAGUAACUGAGCCGCCAGAUCACGUGACGCAGGCAGCAGUGAGAGGAAGGAGGGGUAGAAAGCCUGCUCCUCCGGCAGCAGCGUCUGCAUUAGUUACGGAAGACAGGCAAAGGGCUGUCUCCCCCUCCUCUCCUCCAGCAACAAGUUCAGGCCCAUCCAUCAGGCGUGUAUGCGCCCUCUCACCGCACGCAGCUUCUGCGGUGGAGGGAGGGGGGAGGGGGAAGGAGCCCGCUCCGCACACAGCAGCAGCAAGGGAAGAACAGAGAGUAGGGCUCUCCUCCUCCCCUCAUUCAUUAACCAUCACGGGCACAGGAAUUGUAGAGGGAUGCGACAGCCCCCAACACAUGGCAGGGGGGAGGAGGGGGGAGAAGCACACUCCAAAAACGGCUGCAGCAACAGCAUUAAGGGAUGAGCAGCAUGGAGAGCUUUCCCCCUCCCCUCUUCCAGGAGCAGCCACAGCUGAUAUAGUCAGCAGCCCCAGAGCAUCAGUUCUCAUGGACAUAGAACGGGGGGAGCAGUCCAUUCCAUGUUCCCCCACACAUUCUAACCCCUCCCAGGCCUGUUCCACUCCCAGCCCUAGCACAUCAGCAAGGCGUCGGCUAAGCCGUGUUCGGCCAAGGACUUCACCACCAGUCAGGAAAAAUGAUUUUACCAGGCCAGGGAGGCCGGCAUCCAUGUCAACGGCUGGCCAGGCACAGGGUGGCAGAGUAAUCACAGCUCAGAUACACCACCGGGAGUCAGGAGAACGUAGGGUGGGCACGCCAACAGGGAGGCGAGGUUGGCGUCAGGACCCAACUUCCGCACGUAGAAGCACUGUAAGGGUGUCCAGACAAGGCAGGGAUCCCAUCACCCCCACAAGGGAAAGGUCACCGGCUCCCCGUAAUAGAAGCCGUUCAAGAAGCAGGGAUAAUAGCAGGAGAGUACGGCGGGAGCAUAGCCAUAGCUCUGUCAGGAGCAGCAGGAGGGACGUCACGGCUCAAGCAUGCUCGCAGACAGCUCGAGUCAGUAGGUGGGAACGCAGUAGUAGGUCUCCCUCUAGGAGUUACUCGCACAGGGAGGGGCACUCUUGCUGUCAUUUUUCUUGCAGGAACAGCCCAAGAAUGUCUGAAAGGGAAGCAUCGCGAGCAAGGAGCGUAACGUCCAAGGAUGGGACACGGAGGAGGCGGUCCACCAGCCAUGACAGAGUUCAACCAGACACGGUUCAAAAGCAACAUCCCCCCAGGAGCAACAGGAUGUCGAGCAGCUUGACGGCCCAGGGCGCAGCCACGGCCAGUGGGCCUGGAGGUGGCAAAACCAUGGUAUGGUUGUUGGGACAUUCGUUCAUCAGUCGGGCCAGAAGGAGAGCCGCAGUUCUCCAAGGGACCGCAUUGCAGCUGGGCUUUCCGGAGGACCGCAUCUCAGUCAAAUGGUUUGGUUUUCCUGGUCUAAGAUGGUCAGGAGUAUGGCCUACCCUAGUCAGGUUGGCCAAGGUGGAACAGCGUCCGGAUAUACUGGUAAUACACGUUGGGGGGAAUGACCUGGGCUUGGUUGCACAAAGGGAUCUAGUCAUCAUGAUGAAGCAGGAUGUUGAUAGAAUUCGGUCACUGUUCCCCGGCAUAAUAUUAGUGUGGUCAGAGAUAACCCCCCGGUUGGUAUGGAGGUUUGCACGGGACAUACCAGCCAUAGACAGGAGCAGGGGGAAGGUGAAUAAAUUACUCUCAAUCUUUAUACGUAAGUCAGGUGGCAUAGUUGUCAGACAUAGGGAUCUAGAAAACAAAACAAAGAGUUGCUUUUCCACAGAUGGGGUACACCUCUCCGAUAUUGGUAUGGCUCUCUUUACUUUGGCCAUCGCAGAAGGGAUUGAAAGGGCCCUGGAGUUUUGUUUGGCGGUGCGCGGUGCUCUUAAGGUGUCAAGUGCACGCGCGGGUGGCGGGAUCAUGGAGUCCAGGAACCAAUAGGUGUGUGAGCACGGGAGUUGCAGGGUUAAUGGGUAGCUGGGAGGCCUGUCACCUCAGGGGUAACAAAACACCACACGAAUAGCAUUUGGUUGGGUAGCAGAUGGGUUACAGGCUACUAUGGCAGCUGGCAGCGCUGUUGCGUUGUGCAGUUAUAAAGUUCUACUACAAUACGUAGGUAUUCAGGUUUACUGUUUGUUAUACAAAUACUAUUGUGAUCGUAUGCUAUGUUAAUAUGUUAUCAUUUAUAGUAGUGUGUUUUGUACUACAAUACUACUUGUUAUAAUAAAAUUGUUCUGCGGCCUUUUCAUCCAAAAAAUGAUUUGUUGUAUUUUAUUAAAGGGGGACUGGAGGAAGGGGGGUUGUUGGUUAGCUGGUAAGGGCUGAUACAGGUACCGACCUUGCCUCUGUCAAGUAACCCAAUGACACAGGGCACAGCCUAGGGAAGCAGGGGCAUGACAGAGCUAGAGGUGGAGAAGCCCCUCCUAGUUGUUUGUAGGGGAUUGGGUAGCUAAAGGAGCGGGCAAAAGUGACGUAGGGCAGGAUAAAAGGGGGGGGACUGAGGUUGCCGCCCCCCACUCCAUUUUGUAGCAGCAAAGGAAAACUCCCACCCACCCUCCCCUAUAGAUAUUUGAUUGGAUAAGGAUACGGCGGGAUCAUGGAGUCCAGGAACCAAUAGGUGUGUGAGCACGGGAGUUGCAGGGUUAAUGGGUAGCUGGGAGGCCUGUCACCUCAGGGGUAACAAAACACCACACGAAUAGCAUUUGGUUGGGUAGCAGAUGGGUUACAGGCUACUAUGGCAGCUGGCAGCGCUGUUGCGUUGUGCAGUUAUAAAGUUCUACUACAAUACGUAGGUAUUCAGGUUUACUGUUUGUUAUACAAAUACUAUUGUGAUCGUAUGCUAUGUUAAUAUGUUAUCAUUUAUAGUAGUGUGUUUUGUACUACAAUACUACUUGUUAUAAUAAAAUUGUUCUGCGGCCUUUUCAUCCAAAAAA